Messenger RNA from Dipodomys ordii (Ord's kangaroo rat), 9000 nucleotides. RefSeq names its product Rho guanine nucleotide exchange factor (GEF) 12 (gene Arhgef12). Gene Ontology annotation, cellular component: cytoplasm. Gene Ontology annotation, biological process: G protein-coupled receptor signaling pathway; Rho protein signal transduction. The record is from RefSeq and is a predicted model, not a curated record. The coding region runs from base 280 to 4815 and encodes 1511 amino acids. The transcript has 40 exons. Lineage: Eukaryota; Metazoa; Chordata; Mammalia; Rodentia; Heteromyidae. Gene Ontology annotation, molecular function: guanyl-nucleotide exchange factor activity; G protein-coupled receptor binding.
UCUCCCCGGGAGGACUCGGCGCCAGCUCCGGAGCUCUCCUUCCGGCUGACUCUCCGUGUUGUUUUGGGAGGGGGAGAGCGCUCGCCCCGCUUCCACCCGCACCCCCUUUCUUUGCCCCCCCUUUCCAGUCGGAUGUUCUAGAUGACCGAAUGGAGUUUUGAGCUGGACUUUUGUGUCCCUGCCGGAAUUGGGCCUGAUCCCAGAGGACUGGGGGUGGGGUGGGGGUGCUGCUGUAAAAUGCAAGUUGGAUAGGAGGAGGACCUCGCGCCCAGGGCCCCAAUGAGUGGCACACAGUCUACUAUCACCGACAGGUUUCCCCUCAAAAAACCUAUAAGGCAUGGAAGUAUUUUGAACCGAGAGUCACCAACAGAUAAGAAGCAGAAAGUUGAACGCAGUACAUCACAUGAUUUUGACCCUACAGAUAGCUCCUCCAAGAAGACAAAGUCUAGUUCAGAGGAGAGUAGAUCGGAGAUAUAUGGUCUUGUUCAGCGGUGUGUGGUCAUCCAGAAAGAUGACAAUGGAUUUGGGCUGACGGUCAGUGGAGACAAUCCAGUCUUCGUACAGUCUGUCAAAGAAGAUGGAGCAGCCAUGCGGGCUGGUGUGCAGACAGGUGAUCGGAUCAUCAAGGUGAAUGGAACUCUGGUGACUCAUUCAAACCAUUUGGAGGUUGUGAAGCUAAUCAAAUCUGGUUCCUAUGUAGCUCUCACUGUUCAGGGACGCCCACCGGGGUCGCCCCAGAUUCCCCUUGCUGAUUCUGAAGUAGAGCCAUCGGCCAUUGGACAUAUGUCUCCCAUCAUGUCUUCCCCUCAUUCACCUGGAGCAUCUGGGAACAUGGAGAGGAUCACCAGCCCUGUGCUGGUGGGGGAAGAAAACAAUGUGGUUCAUAACCAGAAAGUAGAAAUCUUGAGAAAAAUGUUACAGAAAGAACAGGAACGGCUACAGUUCUUGCAGGAAGACUAUAACCGAACACCUGCCCAGAAGUUGCUAAAAGAGAUCCAAGAGGCCAGGAAGCACAUUCCUCAGCUACAAGAGCAGUUAUCCAAAGCCACAGGCUCUGCGCAGGAUGGAGCUGUAGUGACACCUUCCAGGCCUCUAGGGGAUGCCCUAACAGUUAGUGAACCAGACAUGGAUCCUGGAGAUGGACCUUAUAGGACUGACUGGAGCGGUGGAGAUACUUCUCGGCCUGGCAGCGACAAUGCAGAUAGUCCUAAGAGUGGUCUGAAGGAGAGGAUUUAUCUGGAGGAAAACCCAGAGAAAAGUGAAUCAAUUCAGGACAUUAUCAAUGGGCAGUGCAGCUGCUUCCAGAGCAUUGAACUGCUGAAAUCUCGCCCUGCUCACUUGGCUGUUUUCUUACACCACGUAGUUUCACAAUUUGACCCCGCAACAUUGCUCUGUUACCUCUACUCAGACCUGUAUAAACAGACUAAUUCGAAGGAAACUCGUCGUGUCUUCCUUGAGUUUCAUCAGUUCUUCCUGGAUCGGGCUGCGCACCUGAAAGUCUCUGUUCCUGAGGAAAUAUCUGUGGAUCUAGAAAAGAGAAGACCUGAGCUUAUUCCUGAGGAUCUACAUCGCCACUAUAUACAAACUAUGCAAGAAAGAGUCCACCCUGAAGUUCAGAGGCACUUGGAAGAUUUUCGGCAGAAACGCAGUAUGGGGCUGACCUUGGCUGACAGUGAGCUGACUAAACUUGAUGCAGAGCGAGACAAGGACCGGGUAACUCUGGAGAAGGAACGGGCAUGUGCAGAGCAGAUCGUUGCUAAAAUUGAAGAAGUAUUGAUGACUGCUCAAGCUACAGAAGAAGAAAAGAGUUCCACAAUGCAGUAUGUGAUUCUCAUGUAUAUGAAGCAUUUGGGAGUCAGAGUGAAAGAACCUCGAAAUUUGGAGCACAAGCGGGGUCGGAUUGGAUUCCUCCCAAAAAUCAAGCAAAGUAUGAAGAAAGAUAGAGAAGGCGAAGAGAAAGGCAAGCGGAGGGGAUUCCCCAGCAUCCUGGGACCUCCAAGGAGACCAAGCCGGCAUGAUAACAGUGCAAUUGGCAGGGCCAUGGAACUACAGAAAGCACGCCACCCUAAGCACGUGUCCACAGCCUCAUCUGUGAGUCUUGACCCUCAGGAUUCAGCCAAGUUGCGCCAGACUGGGUCAGCCAAUGAAGGAGCAGAUGCUGGAUUCCUGCCUGCCAAUCCCAUGUCCUCUGUGGUUUCAGGGGCUGCUCUCCCCCAGGAAGGAGGGAAAGAGAACGACAUGGGAUCAAAACAAGUUGGAGAAACACCAGUAUCUGGAGACUCCUUGGAUGGCACACCUCGGCCUGCCAACACUGUUUUUGAUUUCCCACCUCCUCUCUUAGACCAAGUGCAGGAGGAGGAAUGUGAAGUGGAAAGAGUGACGGAACAUGGAACACCAAAGCCCUUUCGAAAGUUUGACAGCACAGCCUUUGGAGAAAGUCAGAGUGAGGAUGAGCAAUUUGAAAACGACCUGGAGACUGACCCACCCAGCUGGCAGCAGCUUGUCAGCCGAGAAGUGUUACUGGGACUGAAACCCUCUGAGAUCAAAAGACAGGAAGUGAUUAAUGAAUUGUUCUACACAGAAAGAGCUCAUGUCCGAACACUGAAGGUUCUUGAUCAAGUGUUCUAUCAGCGAGUAUCCAGGGAAGGAAUUCUGUCACCUUCAGAGAUACGGAAGAUUUUUUCAAACCUGGAAGAUAUUCUUCAACUUCACAUUGGGUUGAAUGAGCAAAUGAAGGCUGUUCGAAAAAGGAGUGAGACCUCUGUGACGGAUGAAAUUGGAGAAGAUUUACUCACCUGGUUCAGUGGACCAGGAGAGGAGAAGUUGAAACAUGCUGCUGCUACCUUUUGCAGCAACCAGCCUUUUGCCCUGGAAAUGAUCAAGUCUCGUCAGAAAAAGGAUUCUCGAUUCCAGACUUUUGUGCAAGAUGCUGAGAGUAACCCUCUGUGUCGCCGCCUUCAGCUAAAGGACAUCAUUCCCACCCAGAUGCAGAGGCUUACGAAAUACCCACUUCUUCUGGAUAACAUCGCCAAGUACACAGAAUGGCCAACAGAAAGGGAAAAAGUGAAGAAAGCUGCGGAUCACUGUCGUCAGAUCUUAAAUUAUGUAAAUCAGGCUGUCAAGGAGGCAGAAAACAAACAGCGCCUAGAAGAUUAUCAGCGUCGCCUUGAUACCUCCAAUCUCAAGUUGUCAGAGUACCCAAAUGUUGAAGAGCUCAGGAAUUUGGAUUUAACGAAAAGAAAGAUGAUUCAUGAAGGGCCCUUGGUUUGGAAGGUGAAUAGAGAUAAAACUAUCGACCUAUAUACAUUGCUGCUGGAAGACAUCCUUGUAUUGCUACAGAAGCAGGAUGAUAGACUGGUGCUGAGGUGUCACAGCAAGAUUCUGGCAUCCACAGCUGACAGUAAACACACUUUCAGUCCUGUCAUCAAGCUGAACACAGUGUUAGUUCGACAAGUGGCAACAGAUAACAAAGCCUUAUUCGUCAUCUCCAUGUCAGACAAUGGAGCUCAAAUUUAUGAAUUGGUGGCACAGACAGUUUCUGAAAAGACUGUCUGGCAGGACCUUAUCUGCCGAAUGGCUGCGUCAGUGAAGGAGCAGUCUACGAAGCCGAUCCCCCUCCCGGAGUCACACCCGUGCGAAGGAGACAAUGAUGAGGAAGAACCACCCAGAUUAGAAGUGGAGCGCCGCGACAUCUCAGCCCCUGGCCAGCAGAGCCCAGAUAGAGAUUUGGGUCUAGAACCUCCCUUAAUCUCAUCAAAACCUCAGUGUCAUUCACUGAGUCCUGGUGAGAAGUCGGAGGCAGAUGAAGUGUUUGUGACUGCAGCACAGCUGGCAAAGGAGCAGUGUGCAGAGGCCCUGAAGGAAAGUGGAGGGAGCCAGGAGCUCACGCACGCAGAUCCACACCUGCUGGUCUCAAAUGAGCGGUGGGCUCUGGAUGCACUCAGGAAUUUGGGUUUGUUGAAGCAAUUGCUGGUACAACAGUUUGUCUUGACCGAGAAGAGCCUUCAGGAGGCCUGGCAGCACUUCCCAAGCCACAAGCCAGCGUCUCAGGGGGUGCAGGCAGAUGGUGGAGUCCAGAACUCAGAACACAUCAAGGCCUAUCAUCCUGGUGAUGGACAGGUGUCCUUUACAACUGGAACUGGUGACUUUGCCACUUGUCACAGUCCACGGACUUCAACUGAAUCUUCUGCUCCCCCAGAUUCAGUAGUGUUGGCAUCCCAAGAGAGCCAGGCAAGUAACAUUUUAGUAAUGGACCACAUGAUUCUGACCCCAGCAGCACCGGCCACGGAGUCGGAAGGGGGUCCUGAUGAGAGUGGAGAGCACUUUUUUGAUGCCCGUGAAGCCCAUGGUGAGGAUAACCUACCAGAAGGCGAUGGAGCGGAGACAAAGGAGGAGAAGGAUGUUACCUUACGCAUCUCAGGAAACUGUUUAAUCCUCGAUGGCUAUGAAGCGGUGCAGGAGAGCUCCACAGAUGAGGAGGUCAUGUCAUCCUUCGCCCUGCAGCCCGGGCUGGGCCUGCCCUCUGCGGACUCCCCCCACUUGCAGCGCCCCUCUCCCCAGAGCGCUCAUUCUGAUGGGGCAGCUUCACCAUUCACCCCGGAAUUCCUGGGCCGUCGGCGCUGGGGGACUUUGGAGGGCUCCUGUUUUGAGAUCCAGAGUCCCUGUUGUACAGAUUCACAGAGUCAGAUCCUGGAAUAUAUUCAUAAGAUAGAGGCUGACCUUGAACACCUAAAGAAGGUGGAGGAAAGCUACUGCAUUCUUUGCCAAAGGCUGGCUGGCUCAGCCCUCACAGAAAAGCACUCAGAUCAAAGUUAAGAGUGCGCUGGAGGUGACUGCAGGUUGUUGGAUUCCGAGCAUCGGCCUUGUAUGAACCAUGUCCCGGCUCCAGUGUGAAUGCAGAGUGGGACAGGAUCUGCCGUGCAGCACUGGGCCCGAAAGCAGCAGUGCCCACCAGGGGCGUGUCCUCAGCCUGGAAGCCGCACUGGUCUGUCAGUGAGGGAACGCCCAUUCCCUCAUGUUCCUCUCCUCACCACUGCAAAUCCAUUCGAUUCAGAACAGAAACCAAAUGUACAGAGCUUUGGGUGUAGGAUAUGAAAUUGUACUUAGGCGUAAGAAAAAGAGAAAAUCAGAUGUAUUUAUUUGACUUCAUUCCGUAUUUGAAAGCACAUUUUAAUUUUGACUUUGCCUUGUUUUGUUUUAAUUGAAUAGUGAGUUUUAGACAUUGUACUUAAUACACCCAAGAACCCAUUGUUCCUGAAGUGAAGAGGUCAGGACGGGGUGGGGCAGGGGUGAGAGCGGGGUGGAGAGGCAACAGCAGGAGUGAGGAGGGUGGGCGGAAGGAGGCCUGGCCUUUGCUGGGUGGCAGGCUGCCCCUGUGAGGUCACCCGGCACGGUGAGGCUCAGGGCUCCGUGUGCAGAGGACGCACGCUGUGUGCGGCCCAUCUGAGGUAAGCUCCCCUGAUUAACGGGAAUCCUCCACAUACUAAAUGGCAGGCACUUGAAAAUGGGUGUGUUUUCUUCUGUCAUUGUCUUUUCUAUUGAGGGUUGGGAUUUGGGGGGGGGGAGAAGAAAGCAAAUUUUUAUUUUCUUUACUAUAAAUUUGUUAUUCUUGGUAUUGUUUCAUUUUUAUGGUUACACGUUAGACUGGCACUUGUGUAAAAUCACCCUGCAGAUUGAGCAGGAAGUCAGAAGGAACGGGUGGCAGUGCUUCCAGGUGGUGGGUUGCUGAAGGGGCGGGGUGGGGCUUGUCCAAAUGGAAUCACUGCUGAGUUGAACCAGGGCUGUCAUUGGACACGGGUACUGCUGAUCAUAGGCCAGUACAUAUCAGUACCUGGAGGUUUGACUGUAAUUGUUUGCACUGAUGGUGCCAAAGGGCUCUUGGAGUCACAAGGAGAGCUGAGGGCAUUAGAGGAGGUGGUGGAGAAGGGGGAGAGCUGCUCCCUUUCACUGCUGGGGUGCAGCCCCAGAGUGGAGCCACAGCCUGGCCGGCAGCCAGGGGUCAUGGCUGCUGCUGGAGGAUGCAGAGUCACCCUCAGCCCCUUGCGAGUGGGCGCCAGCACGGUGCGCUGAGAGCUCCCGCAGCCCUGUCGGCUUGCUGUGGUUUUCUUUGUGCAUUGGGUAACUAUAUUUGGGGAGUAUUUUGCCAACUAAAACAAAACCAUGUAUUAAAUAUCUAAGUUCUGUUAAUGCGCAGAAAGUUCACGCAUUGGCCAUCCUUAGUAGUGUCCUUUGACCUCGGGAGCAAGAGUCAGGAUGUCACUUUCUUCUUCCCUGCACCCUGCCUCCUCAGGAAGCUUUUGCUCACCGCCCACGGUCGGGGCUGCCGGCUGCUUUUCUAGACGCCCCCAGGACGUGAGUGCGUCCACCUGUCCAGACUCCUGCCUCUGCCCUCUUGGAGCCCACCUAGGGUUCGCUGGGAUCUGUGUACCUCAUCUAGAAAAUGGAGCUACAUUUUGAGUCACAGGCCAAGUAUAAUUGAACUCAAAAUGAAGAUUUAAAAUUUUAGAAGCACAAGCUAAUAUAUAAAUGAAGCUUGGGAUGUGGAACUUUCUGUAUCUCUUAGGAGAAGCAAGUAGAAACCAAAUGGUUGCAAAGCUGCUGGAAAUAACUGUCACUCCCACUACAAUAAGCAUUAUACCUGUAGCCACUUCACAGUAAACAGCAGGGCGGGCAUUCAUCAGACAGCAAGUGUGGGGCACACGCAUCUCAGCGUUAGACACCACGCUCACCCAGCAUCCCCAGAGUGCGGGCUGGCCAGGCCUGGGCUUCUUCCCUCCCAUGCAGCACUGCCUUGUCCCUUGUGACGAUUCGCCUUUGUCCUCUACAUUUUCACCCUCUUUAGAACUAUAUAAUAGUGCUAACUGGAAGCAUACCUGCAACCAUAGUUCUAGCAAAUAAAUUAAUAUCUAGAUUUUUCAAACAAAGCUAAAGUGAAUUCUGGAACAGUCCCUCUGUACCUUCCAUCUUCUUGUCCCUCCUAUCCAGCUACUCCUCCCCGCCCAGCCUCCCUCCUCUCAACGCCCUCCAUUUCAUUGCAGCCUUCAUAAUCAUAGGCGAUUGACUUUUAUGUUCUAUCUUCCUGGCAGGAUGAUAGACGAGGCAUUCAUUCCUCUUGCCUUUGAGCAGGGCUGGUUAGCUUGAGAGUGGUGUUCUCCUUGCUCCGUGGCUAGGGUUCUGUAUGAGCGUACCAGAGAAGCCCAAUGCGGCCUGCCCAGAGCCGCAGAGCUGCUUGUUCACGGCCGCCCUGCCCCCCUGCCCUUCCCUGCCCCCCUGCCCUUCCCUGCCCCCCUGCCCUUCCCUGCCCCCCUGCCCUUCCCUGCCUCCCUGCCCUCGCUAUGGGUCAGUGUUUUUUUUUUUUUUUUUUUGCUUUUAGUGGCAGAUUACAGUUGGAUGUCUCCUUCCUUCUCAGAGGACAGAGUUAACCAACCAGCACGCCCUCAAAGCGCUGUAAUUCAAAGUCAUGAUGAUCGCCCUAUCCAUGUAUUUUGUAUACUUUAAAUCAGCUGAUGCAGACUACUGGGGUUUCAUUGGCUCUUACCACCUGAAUUGUAAUUAUUUAUUGUAUUGCAUGGGAGGUUUGUUUCAUGAGCUUUAUUCUUUCUUGGCUUUAUUCUCCCCAAAAGAAGUUGUAACAACUGCUAGAAAGGAUGAGUUUCCUUUUUAAAAGAUUUUUGGUUGUUGUUGUUUAUUUGCUAUUUGGGGAGGAAAAAGGAAAGAGUUACUGGGAUAGUAGAGAAAAGCCCUUUUUGUUUGAUUUUUAGAAGUUGAAGGAAAGAGUGUCCCCUCCUCACUUCCCGCGAGCUCCCCGCAUGUCUCCUCACUUCCCGCGAGCUCCCCGCAUGUCUCCUCACUUCCCGUGAGCUCCCCAUGUGUCCCCUCCUCACUUCCCGCGAGCUCCCUGCAUGUGUCCUCACUUCCCAUGAGCUCACCGCGUAUCUCCUCGCUUCCUGUGAGCUCCCCAUGUGUCCCCUCCUCACUUCCCAUGAGCUCCCUGCGUGUCUCCUCACUUCCCGUGAGUUCCCCGAAUAUCUCUUCACUUCCUGUGAGUUCCCUUCGUGUCUUCUCACUUCCCGUGAGCUCCCCGCAUGUCUCCUCACUUCCUCUGAGUUUCCCGCAUGUCUCCUCACGUCCUCUGAGUUUCCCGUGUGUCUCCUCACUUCCUCUGAGUUUUCUGCGUGUCUCCUCACGUCCUCUGAGUUCCUCGUGUGUCUCUCCCCUUUGAAGAGGCUGCUGCGGUGCGGUACCUGGCUUGGUGCACCCUGCUCGGAAGGGCAGCCUCUUCCACUCACGAGUCAGAGCCAGGUAGCUGCUUCCUUCCCCAUCAUGGCGGGUGACCCUGUGGCCUGAGGCCUUCCAGUACCAAUAUCAAGUUAGCAGGAACUCACACGGCUUCCUGUGGGCUGCCCCCCCCCCCCCACGGUUUUGCUUUGUCAGUUGUGUUCUUUUCCUGACACUUCCAUCCCUUCUCAGAGUGCUCUGCAAAACUGUUCUGUACGAGAGUUUGUUUUGUCUUGUUCCUUAUACCUUCCUCAUUUGAACUGAGGGUCUUGAUAAUAAAUGGGUAAGGAAAUAAAAAACAAAAUACCUCCUAGAAACUCUCCCCUCCAUUUCCAACUGCUAAGCAGACGAGCUACAGAAAUGGGCAGUGUACACGGCUGGCUGUGUUUAACAAACCUCUUCCUUCCAGAACAUUCUGUUUUCCUUAUUCACCAUGCAAUCAUGUACUCUUUAACAGAAAUUGCUUUUAAAGAAAUCUGGAACUAUCUUUUAAAAAAAACUUUAUUAAUAUCAUGUAUUUUUACUGAUCACAUUUUGAAAUGCCUAAAAGACUUUAUUGUUCUAAUUAUCCAGAUGUACCUUUGUAAAAUAGCUCUUUUAUGAAUUUAGCUGAUAAGGCUGUAUGUUUCUGGAACAAAAUAUUGGUCAUCUAAAAACUUUCUGUUUUCUGGGGUCUGGGAAAAUAGAAAAUAAGAGUUCAAAUAUUAAAUAAGCUUAAAAGAA